UAUCGGUUAACCCCUGGGUGGCCGUGCGAGCUGGAGCUCCGCGGGCCGGAACCCGGGAGUUGGGGCUCCCCAGCCACACCCCUCGCGGGAUUUAAAGGGGCAGGAGGGGCCGGGUCGGGUCGAAGCCCGAACCUAGGGAGCGGGCAUGAGGCGCUGCCCGUGCCGGGGGAGCCUAAGCGAGGCAGAGGCCGGGGAGCUGCCGGGGGCGGCCCGCAUGGGGCUAGAGGCGCCGCGAGGGGGGCGGCGGCGGCAGCCGGGGCAGCAGCGACCUGGGCCAGGCGCAGGGGGCCCGGCGGGGCGGCCGGACGGGGGCGGGCCCCGGACCAGCCCCGAGGGGUCCAGCCUCUACAGCGAGCCCGAGAGGGUCGGCCUCGGGCCUGAGCCGAGGACAGACGGACAGGUUGAGCCUGAAGCAGCUGGCCUCGGAGCGGAGACUGAGCGGCCCGGCCCCAAAACGGAGACAGACGUAUCUAGCCUCCGGACACAUCCAGAAAGGAGCAGCCACUGCUCAGAGCUGGAGACAGCCGGUCCCUGGACGGAAACUGGGACAGAUGGCUUUUUGACUGAUUCACACUGGUCUGACCUCCAGCCUCAGCCAGAGAAGGCCAGCCUCUGGACACAGCCCGUCGUUGAUGGGCCCUGGACAGAGAUAGAAAUACAUGGGUCACAGACCCAACCAGAGAGGGCCAAGACCUGGGCUGAUAACCUCUGGACCCAUAGGAACAGGUCCAGCCUCCGGACUGAGCCAGAGGGGGCCUGUCCCUCAACAGAGCCAAGUGCCGAUGGCUCCUGGAAAGAAUUGUACACUGAUGGCUCCCAGAUACAACAGGAUACUAAAACAGCCUGGAAGCAGGUUGGCACUGAUGGUUUCCCAACACAGCAAGAUUCUGUUGGCUCCUGGACUCGGCCUGGCACUGAUGGUCCCCAGACACAAGAUACUCAUGGACCCCAGACAGAACCUGGGACAGACUGUCUUUUGGGGGAAUCCAAGCAGGAUGGCCUGUUAGAGGAACCAGAACCCAGGGACUUGGGGGCUCACCUGUACUCUCGCCUGGAGUGUAGCCCCUUGACCCCUGUGCCCCGCCUCAUCAUCACUCCUGAAACACCUGAGCCUGAUGCUCAGCCAGUGGGACCCCCCUCCCGGGCUGAGGGGGGCAGUGGCGGCUUCUCCUCUGCCUCCUCUUUCGACGAGUCUGAGGAUGAUGUGGUGGCCGGGGGCGGAGGUGCCAGCGACCCCGAGGACAGGUCUGGGAACAAACCGUGGAAGAAGCUGAAGACAGUUCUGAGAUAUUCGCCCUUCGUGGUCUCCUUCCGAAAACACUACCCUUGGGUCCAGCUGUCGGGACACGCUGGGAACUUCCAGGCAGGAGAGGAUGGUCGGAUCCUGAAGCGUUUCUGUCAGUGUGAGCAGCGCAGCCUGGAGCAGCUGAUGAGUGACCCCCUGCGACCCUUCGUGCCCACCUACUAUGGCAUGGUGCAGCGGGAUGGCCAGGCCUUCAACCAGAUGGAAGAUCUCCUGGCGGAUUUUGAGGGCCCCUCCAUUAUGGACUGCAAGAUGGGCAGCAGGACCUACCUGGAGGAGGAGCUGGUGAAGGCACGAGAACGACCCCGGCCCCGGAAGGACAUGUAUGAGAAGAUGGUGGCUGUGGACCCUGGGGCCCCCACCCCUGAGGAACACGCCCAGGGUGCCAUUACCAAGCCCCGUUACAUGCAGUGGAGGGAGACCGUGAGCUCGACCUCCACCCUGGGCUUCCGGAUUGAGGGCAUCAAGAAAGCCAACGGGACCUGCAACACCAAUUUCAAGAAGACACGGGAGCUGGAGCAGGUGACAAAGGUGUUAGAGGACUUUGUGGACGGGAACCGUGGAAUCCUGAGAAAGUACGUGGCGCGCCUGGAAGAACUUCGUGAGGCUCUGGAGAAUUCCCCCUUCUUCAAGACCCAUGAGGUGGUGGGCAGCUCCCUCCUCUUCGUGCAUGACCACACUGGCCUGGCCAGGGUCUGGAUGAUCGACUUUGGCAAGACGGUAGCCCUGCCUGACCACCAGACGCUCAGCCACCGACUGCCCUGGGCUGAGGGCAACCGUGAGGAUGGGUACCUCUGGGGUCUGGACAACCUGAUCCGCCUCCUUCAGGGGCUGGCCCAGGGUUGACCCACUUGCCCACUGCCGGGGUGACUUACUGGAUGGUGCCCAUCUGGCUGGCGGUGCCCCGAGAUUGGCCGUGGGGGUUGACCUCGGGGUUAGGAGAGGUUGCAUUGUUCACCAUGCAAGACAUGAGUGGAAGGCCCGGAGGGCCCUGGAGCCCCGCCCCUUUCAUGAUACAGAGGUUUUGAAGACUGGAGAGGGGACGUGCCAUGGCUGCAUCCCACCUUGUAUCAGAACCAGACUGGGCCCUCUGACCAGCCAGGAAGGUUUCUGAGGGGCGACGUGCCUCUCGCCAUAGGGAUGACUGUAAUCACCGUCUCCUUGUCAGUCCUCUCCCGGCUGCAGGCUGGCUCCCGGAGGCCUGGGAAGGGUGAAUUUCCUCUCUGGCGCCUGGGGGAACCAGACCUCACCUGUGAACAAAUGCAGGAGCCACCUGUCUGCCCGGGAGAGUCACAACCCCAUCUGUUCGUCUGGGGCCAUUCCAGCGCUGACAGAGGUUCAGGAGGGUGUGACACCACAAGGUCUGAGAGCUGCUGCUGUUGGGCGGGGACCCAGUUCUCUCUGUCCUGCCCUCCCCUGACCCCAUGGGAUCCUCCCCACUCCUGAGAGAACUCUGCUGACCCCCUGCCGACCCAGGCCACAGCCACGUCCUGUGCCAGCACUGACUAGCACAGCCUCGUUCCUCGGGCACCAGCCUCAGCCUUGGGACCCCCUCCUCCCACCCCUGACCCCCUUUCCCUUGCUUCUAGCCGACUGGUGGCAGGAAGGGCUUUCAGACCUAGAAGAGGAGGCUUGGGAAUCAGAGCUGCCUUCCUCUAGAGAUGCAGGGUAGGUGGCUGUGACCGAGGGCUUGCCACCUGGUCCAAACCAAAGACCCCAGCACCUUCUCAGGUGUGGGUGAUGCCCCUCCGUCCCCCUCCUCCUGCACCCGUACCUUGGGCUUCCUAGUCUAGGAGGCUGGGAACCAGGCACCUCCCUCUUCCCCAAGCUGAAGCUCUAAUGUGUCUUCCAGGCCUGAGGAGGCGUGCUCCUUUUUCUACAAACUGUCUUUAUACUUAUUUAUAUGAGAGGUAGUCGUUAGCUGGGGCAGCGCUGGGGAACAGGAGGCAAAAUCGCUUCAUGUGCUUUCCCCCUGUGACGACGCCCCAAUAAAUCACAUUCAGCGUCAA
This is a messenger RNA of Felis catus (domestic cat), 3312 nucleotides long. RefSeq names its product inositol-trisphosphate 3-kinase C (gene ITPKC). The coding region runs from base 146 to 2149 and encodes 667 amino acids. Gene Ontology annotation, cellular component: cytoplasm; nucleus. The record is from RefSeq and is a predicted model, not a curated record. Gene Ontology annotation, biological process: inositol phosphate biosynthetic process. Lineage: Eukaryota; Metazoa; Chordata; Mammalia; Carnivora; Felidae. The transcript is spliced from 7 exons. Gene Ontology annotation, molecular function: inositol-1,4,5-trisphosphate 3-kinase activity; inositol tetrakisphosphate kinase activity.